Molecule: messenger RNA, 396 nt
Organism: Heterotrigona itama
Lineage: Eukaryota; Metazoa; Arthropoda; Insecta; Hymenoptera; Apidae
Source: the annotation of a GenBank genome assembly
CCAAAAUCCUCGAACGGCACGAAUCACCACGUAGAUCAGGAACAACGGGAGGAAUCUAUAGAAAGAAAAGACAUUGAGAACUUCCACAAGGCCGAUCGAACGUGUACUGAGUCAACCUUAUUUUCACCAUCGAGUCACCAUAGUAAAUCCUUCACUUCCUCCGGGUGGACUCUAGCAAAUGAUCGCAUCACAGGCGGGAAAAUGGGUAUUCGAAUAGACGCCGUUGGAGAAAACCGAUGCUUUUCCAGCGAUAGGAGUUCGCUCGUAGGAAAUCAGGGAAGCAAUUUCACAUCGAAAUUUCCGAAAUCGCCAAUACCUUUCUCUCUCGCCGGAGGAAAUAUUUCUAUUCUUGCAAGUGGAAUUCUUACGACCACUGGGAAACGAAAUCCGUACUGA